Molecule: messenger RNA, 2263 nt
Organism: Cicer arietinum (chickpea)
Lineage: Eukaryota; Viridiplantae; Streptophyta; Magnoliopsida; Fabales; Fabaceae
Product: probable L-type lectin-domain containing receptor kinase S.5
Biological process (GO): protein phosphorylation
Molecular function (GO): carbohydrate binding; ATP binding; protein kinase activity
Source: RefSeq, a predicted model, not a curated record
UCCUACCCUACUAUAUACACAGUUAUGCAUAUGUUAUAGAAUCCACAUUUAUACGCUUCAAUUAAUCUCUUGUUGGUGAUUGUUCAUCUUGUUAUACCAUGAACAUGUCUAUGCUACACAAAUAUCAAUUCUUAGCAUUUGUAUUCAGCAUCAUAUUCUUAACCAAAGUUACCUCUUUUUAUUUCAAUUUCCCAACUUUCCAACCAAAUGAUGAAGCAAAUUUGUUACUAAGCAAAAACUCAAAAAUUUACUUAGAUGCCAUCCAAAUAACCCCAGACAUUCGUGGCAUAAUAGUGAAUUAUUCAGGACGUGCUUUUUACAACAAGCCAUACAAACUUUGGAACAAGAAAAAAAUUGCUUCUUUCAACACCACUUUUGUUCUCAACAUAACUCCUCAAACCUCCCCUGGUGGUGAAGGUGUAGCUUUUAUCUUAACUCCAAAUACAAAUCUCCCUGAAAACAGUGAAGGAAAAUGGCUUGGUAUUGUAAAUGCUUCCACAAAUGGAACUUCAAAAGCUGAAAUUCUUGCAGUUGAGUUUGACACAAAACAAAGUUCAACACAAGAUGGUCCUAGCAAUCAUGUUGGAAUCAAUAUUAAUAGCAUCAACUCUAUCAAACAAACAUCAUUAACAAACACUAAGGUUAAUCUUUCAUCUGGUACUAGUGUUACUAUAAGAAUUCAAUAUUUUAAUGAUGUAAUAUCUGUUUUUGGUUCAAUGAGUGAAACUUCACAUGAUUCUAUGGAGACCCUUUUGGUUUCUCCUCCUCUUAAUCUAUCUUCUUAUCUUAAACAAGAGGUUUUCGUCGGUUUCUCUGGCUCGACGAGCAAUUACACCGAGCUAAAUUGUGUAAAAGCAUGGGAAUUCAUUGGUUUAGAUAUUGGAGAUAAUAACAAAAAUAAUCUCUUGUGGGUUUGGAUUAUAAUUCCAAUGGUGAUACUCAUAAUUGGUUUGGUAACUUUCUUGAUUUAUUAUUGGCAAAAAAGAAGAAACAUAGAGAUUCAAGAAGAUGCAUAUCCAAGAAUAGAGGAUCAAAUUCAACACUCAUCUAUGUCACCUAAGAAAUAUACAUUAAAGGAAUUGAUAAAAGCAACAAAUGGAUUCAACCAUCAAAACAAACUUGGUGAAGGUGGAUUUGGAACUGUUUACAAGGGUAUUCUUGGAAAUAACAAUAAAGAGAUAGCUGUGAAAAGAGUUUCAAAAAAUUCAAGACAAGGUAAACAAGAAUUCGUAGCUGAAGUUACAACAAUUGGAAGUCUUCACCAUAAAAACUUAGUGAAACUAAUUGGUUGGUGCUAUGAAAAAAAAGAGCUUCUUCUUGUUUAUGAGUACAUGCCUAAUGGAAGCUUAGACAAGUACCUAUUUUUUCAUCCAAAUCAAAAUUCUUAUGCUACACUAAAUUGGGAAACUAGACAUAGUGUGAUACAUGGUGUGGCACAAGCGUUAGAUUAUCUUCACAAUGGUUGCGAAAAAAGGGUGUUACAUAGAGACAUUAAAGCAAGCAACAUAAUGUUGGACUUAGAAUUUAAUGCAAAAUUGGGUGAUUUUGGAUUAGCUAGAACAAUUCAAAAGAAAAAUGAAACUCAUCAUUCAACUAAGGAAAUUGCAGGAACACCUGGUUAUAUGGCACCUGAAACUUUUUUAACAGGAAGAGCAACGGUUGAAACUGAUGUGUAUGGUUUUGGUGUACUUGUUUUAGAAGUUGUGUGUGGAAAAAGACCAGGGAAUAAUAUUUAUGCACAAGAUGAUUAUAAAAAUAGUAUUGUGUAUUGGGUUUGGGAGCUUUACGGAAAAGGGAAUAUACUUAGUGCUUUGGAUAAAAGGGUAAUUAGUAGUAGUGAAAUGGAUGAUGAAGAAAUUGAAAUUGUGCUUGUUCUUGGGUUGGCUUGUUGUCAUCCAAAUCCACAUGAAAGGCCAACUAUGAGAAGUGUCUUGCAAGUUCUUAAUGGAGAAGCUAAUCCUCCAAUGGUUCCUAUUGAUAGACCUGCUUUUGUUUGGCCAGCUAUGCCUUCAUCUUUUAAAGAAAAUGAAGAUAGUUCUCUUAUUAAUGGAACUCUCACUCCAUUCACUGAAAUUUCUGGCAGAUAGAGACAUAUUAAGAGCUGUUUAUUUGUAAAAAUAUUUUUGUUUUUAUUUUUGAAAAUAUGUGGUAGUUUUAACUUAUUAAUAAGGACGUGAGAGACUAUUGAAAUAAACUAUUUCGAUGGAAACAAGAUAAAGUUUUAUAUGUAUUUACAUAAAUGAUGAAAAUAGUAUUUUAGAUA